Molecule: messenger RNA, 498 nt
Organism: Enterobius vermicularis (human pinworm)
Lineage: Eukaryota; Metazoa; Nematoda; Chromadorea; Rhabditida; Oxyuridae
Source: the annotation of a GenBank genome assembly
GCACCUUGUGAUCCAAUUUCGGUACCGCCAUGUACUCCGUGUCCUCAAGGCCCUCCAGGUCCACCAGGUCCUCCGGGACUGCCUGGAGAUUUUGGCAUCCCAGGUGGUCCAGGUGUAGAUUCAACUUCAGGACCUCAGGGAAUUCCAGGACCAUUAGGGCCUCCUGGAACUUCUGGCCUUGAAGGCCCACAGGGGCCGCAGGGUGAUAUAGGGCUUUCUGCAGUAAAUAAACAACCACUUCCUGGACCUCCAGGGCCAAUAGGUGAUCCUGGAUUACCUGGAGAAGAUGGGCCAUUUGGGUCUGCAGGAGAAGAAGGUGUCGUCGGACCAGAAGGCUCUCCAGGUCCACCAGGUUCACCUGGACCACAAGGUGCAAAUGGACGGCCAGGUUUGCCAGGACAAGCUGGUGUUUCAGGAACUGAUGGUGAGAAGGGAGUUUGUCCAAAGUACUGCGCUAUUGAUGGUGGUGUAUUCUUUGAGGAUGGCAGUCGUCGCUAA